Homarus americanus (American lobster) is the source of this 2595-nucleotide messenger RNA. Its product is annotated as probable serine/threonine-protein kinase MARK-A. Bases 1 to 2595 code for a protein of 864 amino acids. The record is from RefSeq and is a predicted model, not a curated record. NCBI's taxonomy places the organism in Eukaryota, Metazoa, Arthropoda, Malacostraca, Decapoda, Nephropidae. The transcript has 9 exons.
AUGCAGCAACCAGCACAACAUCGAAGCAACAACACCAACAACAACACAGCAUCAGCAUCGGCAACCAGCAUCAAAGCAACAGCACAACAUCAAACGACGCAACGUCGCGACAACCGGCAAUACGCAGCAUCGGCAACGACGCAACAACAGCACAGCAUCAGCAACGGCGGCAUCGAGCAACACCGGCGGCAACCUGACGUCGGCAAGCAGCAUCGGCAACAGCAACGACGCAGCAUCGACAGCAACCUGGCGUCGGCAACGAGCACGAGCUUUGAAGCAGCAGCACAGCAUCGAAAGCAACGAGCACGCAAGCGUCGGCGCAACGAAACGACACAGCGUCAGCAACAAGCAACCGCAACGUCGACGACGCAGCAUGCCGGCGUCGGCAGCACAGCAACGAAGCAGCACGACGAAACGACGCGAAGCAAUCGGCCGCAGGCGCAGCACUUGAGCGCAACGUCAACGACGGCACGGCAACGGCAACAGCACGAGCAUCCGGCGAAGCGACGCGAGCGUCGGCAACCAGCGCAGCAACGAGCACGGCAUCGGCAACAACCAGCAUCCCGACAACGCAACGUCAACGACAACGCAGCAACAACGCAACAUCAGCAAGCAACGCAGCAACAACACAACGUCAGCAUCGGCAACAGCAUCAGCAACCGACGCGGCGUCAAACGGCAACACAAAGCAUCAAGCAACAACCGCAGCAUCAACGAAACGAAAGCAACACAACAUCGACAGCACAACGCCAGCGAGGAAAGUCGACAGCGCAGCGUCGACAGCGCGACGUCGACGCAGCGUCGAAAACGACGCAACAGCAAGCACAACGUCAGCAACAAGCACAACGUCAACAACAACACAGCAUCAGCAAGCAACAAGCACCAGCAUCGGCGACGCAAGCAACAACACAACGUCAACGCAACAUCAGCAACAAGCACGCUUCGACGACGCAAGCAACAACAACAAACAACAUCAACAACCGCUGUUAACAACACCAACCAAGCACAACAUCAGCAACAGCAACAGCAUCGGCAACGCAGCAUCAGCAACAAACGCAAGCAACGACGCAAGCGUCAGCAACGACACAACAACAAGCACAACAUCAACAUCGGCAACCAAGCAUCGACAACAACACGGCGUCAACGAAAGCAACACAACAACAACACAUCCAACAACAACACCAACAACAACACAAACAACAACACCAACCGCGAGCAGCAAGCGCAACGACGAAGCGCAACGUCGACGCAACGUCGACGACGCAACGUCGGCGACGGCGCAGCAAAGCGAGCGAGCGGCCAACGACGACGCGACGACGAAACGACGUCGGCGACGACGCGGCGUCGACGAAGCGACGGCGCGGCGUCGACGGCGCGGCGUCGACGACGCGAAGCGUCGACGCGGCGUCGAGCGACGAGCGCGACGAAGCGCAGCGUCGACGACGACGCGGCGUCGACGACGACGCGACAACGAGCACGAGCAUCGACGACGGCCGCAGCAAAGCGACGCAGCGUCGACGACGACGACGGCACGCGACGAGCAGCGCGACGUCGACGACAAGCACGCGACGACGACGCGAGCGUCGACGACGAGCGCGGCGUCGUCGACGACGCAGCGUCGACGACAGCGCAACCCAGCAAGCAACAACGCAACGUCAAAGCAGCAAGCGGCAUCGGCAACGGCACAGGCAGCAACGCAGCAAGCAACCCGACAACGCAACAACACCCAACAACAACUGCAGCAUCGGCACAAGCAUCAGCAACAACACCAGCAACAGCACAGCAUCAGCAACAACGCAGCAACAACACAACAUCAACAUCAACACAACUCAGCAACCUGACAUCAGCUUACCGACGCAGCAACGACACAGCAAUGACACAGCAUCCAGCAACAGCGCAGCAUCGGCAACAGCACAGCAUCCGGCGACGACGCAAGCAACGAGCGCAGCAACGAAGCACGAAAGCAACAACACGACAACUGCAACAACAACACAGCAACAACAGCAUCAGCAACAGUGACACAACGUCAGCAACAACACAAGCAACAAGCACAACGUCAGCAACAACGCAACAACAACGCAACCAACAACGCAAGCAUCAACAGCAACACAGCAUCGACAACGGCACGGCAACAGCACAAGCAACAUCGGCGCAACGUCAGCAACAACACAGCAUCAGCAACAACGCAACAACUGACACAGCAUCAGCAACAGCACAACAACAGCAACACAACGUCAACGGGAUGAGGGGACGGAGUGGGGGGGAAAAGGGGAUGAGGGGAACCAAGGUGAGUGUGGGGGUGUCAGGGAUGAGGGGAUCAAGGGUGAGUGUGGUGGAAUUCUCAGGACCCCAGAAACUCCCAGGAAUAUCAGAAAUUCCAAAAUAUUCCCAGCAACCUUCAGGAUACCCCCAGAAAGUUUCUGAAACUUUUAGGACAUCUCAGCAACUCUCAGGACACCCUUUACCCCCAGGACUCCCCAGAAAUAUUCCAGGACCCCCAAAAAUUCCCAGGACCCGCAAAAUAACUCCCAGGACCUCCCAAAACUCCCGGGACCCCCUAAAACUCCUAGGACCCCUAAAACUCCAGGACCCCUAA